UAAUAUCAAUUAAACAUGAUUUAUCAAGUUUAUUUAGAAACUAUAUUGUUUUAUUUCCAAAUGUCUACGGACCACCGAAGGACUGACAGUUCCGUACUCUUUCGAAGCACUAAAAAAGCGGGAAGUACUGUGCUGGUAAGCUGGAUCCGGCACGGCGCUGCGAAAAUGAAGCUCGCCGUCUAUGAAAGCAUCGUCCAGAAACUCCAAACCCUGACCCGACUCAAUCGGCACGACGAGCUCAAGUCCGCUUUCCCCGGCAUCCCAGAGAUAACCCUGCGGAGCAUCGUCACAUUCGAGGUCCAGCGCAAGACCAAGCGGUCCUACCACCGCCUCAGCACUCCGCCGAACCUCGCCAAACACCACCAGCACUAUUUAGAAUGCGUCCGCCAAAACGCGCCGCCGGGCAUCCUGGUCCGCUACGCCGACGACCUCGGAGUCAGUCCGGCGCUGCUCGCGAGGCUCGUAAUCAUCAAGCACUAUGAAACUGACGAAGGUCCACCACAGAAGCAGACGGUGAGCCAGAUGAUGAAGGACACGACCACCAUUGAGGACGGGCGACUCAGCGUUGAGGUUUUCCUGUGCAUUGUCGCCGACGACGAGUACGGGCCGUUGGCAGACGCGCUGCGGCACAACAUUGGGCUGGAGCACGAGGUGUACCUGAAGGAGCAGCUCAGAGCGCUUGGAGUUGCCUUUGUCGACGAGGAAGUGCUCCGAGAGAGGGGCUACGACAAGACACCGGAUGUGAAGCUGGAAGUCCCAGUUGUGGUGGACGGUACGGUGGUCAAUUGGAUCGAGAGCAAGGCGCUCUUUGGCGAUCCGGAGAGCCACAAGGGGUACAUGAGGGACCAGUACCAGAGCUACUGGAACCGCUUCGGUCGGGGACUGGUAAUCUACUGGUACGGGUAUGUCGACGAAGUGGCGACGGGCGAUGUGGUCCUUCUCAGGGACCGCAUGCCGACCGACGUGGUGCACAUGGCAGCAGUGUGCGGUUUCACGUGAAGCGUUUCUUCCGUUGCGUCGGGUGUGCGUUGCCGAACGUUUGUUUAUAAAGGUGGUCUGCUACCGUCUUGCAAACCAUUCUAUUCUGCA
Messenger RNA from Ixodes scapularis (black-legged tick), 1089 nucleotides. Its product is annotated as CDAN1-interacting nuclease 1. NCBI's taxonomy places the organism in Eukaryota, Metazoa, Arthropoda, Arachnida, Ixodida, Ixodidae. The transcript has 2 exons. The record is from RefSeq and is a predicted model, not a curated record. Bases 16 to 999 code for a protein of 327 amino acids.